This is a messenger RNA of Micropterus dolomieu (smallmouth bass), 2220 nucleotides long. It is a transcript of the gene ca4b, whose product is annotated as carbonic anhydrase IV b. The record is from RefSeq and is a predicted model, not a curated record. NCBI's taxonomy places the organism in Eukaryota, Metazoa, Chordata, Actinopteri, Centrarchiformes, Centrarchidae. Gene Ontology annotation, cellular component: plasma membrane. Gene Ontology annotation, molecular function: zinc ion binding; carbonate dehydratase activity. Bases 812 to 1735 code for a protein of 307 amino acids. The transcript has 8 exons.
UAUUAUAAUUGCCAUACAUUAAUCCAGGUUUUGAACGUUAGUGACCAAAAUUGCCAGAUUGUGUAGGAAAUACACUACAUAAAAUUAAAACAACCGGUCGCCGCAACCUGGCAACCCGAUCCAAUGGGCUUGGGCGCAGCUGCUCUAUGCGCAAGAAGACGGGACAGCGUUUUGCAUUAAAAAAAUCCAUGUACACCUGCACAUUUAAGUAGUUUGAGUAAAAGGAGUCAGAGGAAUUAUAGCUAAAAAUGUGGCACACCGAACAAGAGAGAGAGGGAAAGCGAGAAGCCAUCGCUAGCUCCUAAGCUAAAGCGACCGUGUAAACAUCUGUAGGAUUUAGCAAGAGUCGUUAAACGAAUCAUAAAGCUGUGGGUGGUGAAGCAGAACUAAUUAAGUUUAAAUUAAUAGCGGAUAACUUGCAGCUGUACUAAAGAAUCUUCACAAAAUUAACUAUAUUAAGAUAGAGCAUGCACUGAGCAGGAACACGCUCCGGGGUCCGGAAAUGAGACAACACGUUUAUAAAAGAGGGGGCCAUGCUAAUCUUCUCUUUAUCUACACGCUUACCACAGCACGCCUGGUCAAGAGUCCGCUCAUUAUCUUGUGAAUAUAUCAGUCUUCAGGUAUAAGUGUUGGCUAUGUGUCAGUGGUAACAGAAUUAAGACUCAUAAAACCAAUGCAUGCGGCGUGGGAGGGAUUGAUUGAUUGAUUGAUGGGUCUACCUGUCUUAUAACUGGGUGUUUGAAUUCUGUUUGUGGCAUCAUCUCCUGAAAAGUUCAGUGCAGGCAGAUUGGGACUAGACUUACAAUUUACAAUGCUGCUUGCACCUGUGUUAUUUUUGUUUGCGUCUUCCGUGAAGGUUGUCUCAGGGGCAGAUUGGUGCUAUCAGUCCCAAGUUACAUGCAAUGAAACCUGCAAAGGUCCAGACCUAUGGGGAGUGGUUUCAAAACAGUGCAGCGGCAGAGCUCAGUCUCCAGUUAACAUUGUUACAGGGAGAGUGCUACCAGAAGAACGUCUCACUCCUUUUCACUUCAUUGGCUAUCAAGACACUUUUAAUGGUCACCUCAUAAACAACGGUCAAAGUGUUCAACUGGAUUUGCCCUCCAGUAUGAGGAUCAUGGGAGGAAAUCUGGCUGUACCAUACAAGGCAUACCAACUUCACCUGCAUUGGGGCCAAGAUGCAGGGCCAGGGUCUGAACACACUAUUGAUGGAGAACAAUUUCCAAUGGAGAUGCAUAUUGUCCACAUAAAAGAAGAAUAUGUCUCUUUGUCCCAGGCUGUAAGAGACCGCACAGGCGUGGCUGUUCUUGGAUUUUUCUUUCAGGAGUCAGAGUCUGCAAAUAAGAAAUUUGAUCCCUUUAUUAAUGCUCUAAAAUAUACCAUACAACCCACAAACAGUACAACAUUGAAGGGUGUGUCUCUGGAAAUGUUAAUUCCUCCUCAGAAGAAUAUGACCAAGUACUUUCGCUAUGAUGGCUCUCUCACUACACCUAGCUGUGCUGAAGUUGUUGUCUGGAGCCUGUUUGAGAACACCAUUCCUCUCAGCAGGAAACAGCUCGCCGCAUUCUCCCAACUUCAGUUUGCAAAUGGGACGCAGAUGGUCAAAAGCUACAGACCAGUGCAGCCCUUGAAUGGACGGCAGGUGUAUUACUCAGGAGGCUAUGUUGCUGUGCUUAGCAGUGGGUUACUCAUGUCAGUGCUGGUAUCCAGUGCAUUGUCCCUGCACACUACAGGGUGAAAGCUCUGUUUAAUUUACUAAACCUUUUAAUGAAGAAUUAUUGCUGUCUAUGUCCACUGAUUGUUAAAUACAUGAAAUAUAAUGUACUUGAUAUUUAAAAGUAAUCUACUGUAUGCACUGUUUGCAAGUUUCUGUGCAGGUUCAAAGAAAACCUCAUGUAUAUUUUACAACUCCCCUCCAUAGCUUGGAAUUUUCUACAACAAACUGCACUGAAGAUGAAAGUUACCAUGUACGAUGACCCAGAGUAAUUUACAGACUAGGGUGCUAAUAGUUGCUAUUACACUCUUGUGUGAUACUGAAGUGUUUCCUUCCUGUCCUGCAGAUAUAAGAACUCUGAACUUUCCCACAGUGCAUACUGUAUUGUCUCAGCUGUUUGAAAAAUAUUGUGCAAUUAAUAAAGUGUGUUUUAUUCCUGCUUUGUAAAACUAUUUUAUUUCACCAGGGGCAGGGGGUUUGUGAGACAAUAAAUGUGGUAUAAAUUUGUA